UCCACAGUUGAACAAACUGGUGAAGCUGUUGUAAGUGAUACCAUUGGUGACACUGUAAACAAGCCUAAAGGAUUGGCUGGGCCACCUCCCCCAGCUAAGCCUAAGCCAACAACUCUUCCUAAACCUGCUGUUGCAGCUAAACCAUCAGUAUCAGCCAAGCCUACUAUCAUAAAACCAUUACUUCCAUCUAGAUCUGAUCUUGAACAAGAUAAACCUGUUGCUGCUAAUGAUUAUAUAGCUGAUAACAGUAAAGCUGAUGAAUUUAGGUCAAAGGUUAAUCAAAAUGCAGAUUCAGGGACAGUGAAGCCUUUGUCACAUAAACGGCCAACAAUCAUCAGACCGACUAGAGUGGUUGGUUCAGGUAGUCUUGAAAACAUAAACAAUAGUGCAGACAAACAAGCAGAAACAAAGUCUAAAGAUGAUACCUUUAGUGCUAGUCAUGAACAAACUUUGCAACCAAGACUAUUACCAGCCAAAAGGCCAGCUUCUAUGGUGAACAUCCCAAAGAAUCUUGAACUUGAACUAGCAAAUAACAAUCUUCCUAAAGCAAACACAGCAAGGUCUUCAGAGAAUGUUUCUAGUACUGGUGAAAACUUUACAGCAAUGAGUCUGCCGAAACCUUCUCCUAGACCAGCAGCUAGAAGCCGACCAGCUUCAAUGAUGGUACAACCAGUGUCUAAACCACCACCUCCAUCUCUCGGCCCUAGUUUGGAUGACUCCAGUGUGAAGAUGAAAUCCCAAGGUCCACCUAGCAGACCUGCAUUUAAACCAUCAAGACCUGCACCCCAUAUUAAACAAACACAUGAUAGUACAGAACAAUCUACUGAAAAGUCCCAAGAUGCACCAGACAGGAAGCCUUUCCACCAACGUAUUGGAGUGUCUGUGAUGCCUCGUCCACCAGCUCCAGCUAGGCAGCAGAAAGCUGAAGACACAGACUCAUCGGAGGAGGAAGAGUUCUUCAAUGCUCAGGAGAAACCUGACAGACCUCCAGGUCCGAAUCCAAAUCGCCCAGCUCCAGCUAAACCCAGCCCUCCCUCACCAAAGAAAGCUGACAAAGGCUCACCAGAGACUAGAGAAGUACAGAAGCGCCCCCCAAGGCCAGGUGACAGGCCAAGCCAACCUCCUUCUUCACCUUCAAAGGGUGAGAUUGCAUCUAAGACCAAGCCACCACGGAGUCGUGCCCCCAAUGUGAAGGAAGCAAGGCCUGCCUUACCCUCCCGACCAGGCCCAGGUCACCCCCUGUACUUCCACAUGAUGCAGACACCACAUGCCAUUGCUCUCCAUGACUACACUGCACAGGCUGCGGACGAACUCAGCUUUAUGGCAGGUGAUGUGGUACUGCUGUCUCUGGGUGUUGAUGACGACUGGCUUGCUGGCAGUGUGGAUGAGAAGGAAGGGAUCUUCCCACGGGCAUUUGUCAAGGUCAAGAUGCCUUUGUCUGGAGAGACAUUAGAUGAUGAGGAAGUAUCCCAAGAUUCCGUAGAUCUUUAUGAGGACGCAAGCCCAGAGAAACCUGAUACUCUUGGUGUGGGACCACGAUGUCGGGCGAGGUUUGACUUUGAUGGGGAUGGACCUGAUGACCUUGUGUUUGAAGAUGGUGAUGUAAUCAGGUUGUUAGAGAGAGUAGGUCCAGAGUGGCUAAGAGGGGAGUUGAAUGGCAAAAAUGGGUUGUUUCCCCUGGCAUUCGUGGAGACGAUUGAGGAUUUGCCAUCACAGGGGGAUACCAAGACAGACUCUGGGAACAUGGUCAAGGCGGUGUUUGACUUUGAUGGUGAACAUGGGGAACUCUGCUUCCAGGCUGGUGAUAGUGUGAAGGUCACCCAUAUUGUCAACGAGGAGUGGCUGUUUGGGGAGAAGGGGCCACACAAGGGUCAGUUUCCUGUGCAGUUUGUGGACUAUGUGCCCCCUGGGCUACCUCCCCUUGACCCACAUCACAAUAGCAACCAGGGGCUUCCGACAGGGGAACAGUCGUUAGAUAGGAUACCUCAUUCUCUGGCCACAUGGGAUGACGAACCAGAUAAGUCACCAUCUCCAAGACAAACACUUUCAAAAGCUUCAAACCCUAAUCCAACAACUGCUCACUCUGACAAUACAACCACCCGAAUAACCAAAACACCAAGUCCACAACAUACAGGCACCAUACAGCACUGUGUGGCCCUGUAUGACUACUCCGCACAGACCCCUGAUGACUUGGAGUUCAGCACAGGAGACCAUAUCGAAAUUGUGGAACAAGUUGGGGAGGAGUGGGCAAAGGGCCGCAUAGGGGAGAGGGUUGGUUUGUUCCCCAUGGCCUUUGUGGAAAUACAGGCAGGAGGGGCUAAUUCAGGUACUAUAUCCUCAAAGACAAGUCUACACACUUCCCCAUCUGAGACUGAGGGAACCCCAGGUUUGGCAUUGUAUGAGUUUCUAGGAGAGGAGCAAAACGAACUGACAUUUCAUGAGGGGGACACAGUUCUAGUCCAGGGACCUGUAGAUGGCGCUCCAGAGUGGAGCUGGGGGGUGGUUGAUGGCAAGAGGGGCAUGUUUCCUUCUGCAUAUGUCCAGCUUUAGCCAUGAAAUAGGGAGGUUUUUCAGCUCUCUGGAUCACAUAACCUGAAUCUAGCUGUACUCAUAAGCAGGUGCAAAAUGGCUGCUGUAAGGUAUGGAUUGCUAUGUAAGGAGGGAUUGAAGUCCAUGUUUAUUUCAUUUAUCAUCUUGAUCCUGUUGUGAGAUUUGCUUGUUUAUGUAUUAAGCAAUACUCAGUAAACAGAUGUCAAUUUAAACAAAUUUAAUGUUAACCUUCUACUCAAGUUUCUCAUUUGCCAUUUAGUCUUCCAUUUACAAUACUGUUAUUUGUUUUAUUUUGCUGUUAUGGAUUUGACUGUGUAACUAUUUAUAAUGAUUUUUUUUGUAUGAUAAUCGUGCCAUUGUGAUCAAUAUUUUUCUUAUAGUUUAGCUUAAUAACAGUUGAUGUUAGUUUGUCUUGAGUGCCUAUAUUUUUGGAGAAUCCAAUGCCACUGAGCCACCCAACUUGAUUACAAUGCAUAUUGGCUUAAUUUCUGAAAUUAUUUUGAUAAUUGGCAAAAUGCCCUAGGUACUCCAGAGUUAUGGCUCUUGAAUUAGCACUUUCAUCAUUACCACUAUCUUUUUUUUGGCCUAAAUAAAUGUGUAGGUUUUUACUAAAAUCAGUUCUCGUGUAUAUGUCAUUAAAAACAUAAUGUAGUGUUAGGCUUUGAAUUGUUUCUGUUUUUUUGUUUUUGUUUUUUUUAUUCGUGUCAUUGUUGAGUGUAGAAUACCCUGUCUUGCUGUGAUCUUGAUACUAUUGUGAUGGCAUUAAGUAAUUCCUAAAAAUUUAAAAAUAAUUUGAUCUUGGUUUUGUGUGUAAACAACAAACUCUCAUCAUUGAAGUAUUUUUUUGGAAACUAUUUUGUUUUAAUUUAGUUUACAUUUAAAUUUAAAAUGUGGUAAUUUUAUGUGAUAGAUCUUUAGGUUAGACUCAAAUAAGAUUCUUUUAUACAUAGUUUUUUCUAUUAGGCCAAUAUAAAUUAAUUACUAGAUUUUCAUCCCCCUUUUUUUAAUGGGGGCAUGGGGUGACAUUUUCUUUGUGUGUUUUACCGUUGAAUAUGUGUUCAUGCUCUUUCUAAUUUAAUACGGGACUGUAUACUUGUGUUUCUAGAUGAACUACAAACAUGAUUUAAUUCUCCCUUUUUACAUGUAAAUGUUAUACUUCAACACUAUAGAUAUAAUUAAACAACAUGCCUGGACAAUACCGGACAAAUACGCAAAUGUAGACCCUAGUUUAAUAUUUUUAUUUGAGUAUAUAUAUUUUAAGGGGCAGCAAAACAAAGGAGCAAUUCAGCAGGGAUGAAAAUCUAGCAAAUAAUUUAUUUUAUAGUCUCCUUAAAUUGACGAGAGAUUGUCUAUUUUGUUAUCAUGUGUAAUGAUUAUGAUGCUAUUGUCUGUGAUGAGUACAGAUUUUAUGUGACUAUUUUAUCAGUUUAUAUUGUUAGCGUGGUCUGACAAUCAUUUGUGCAAUAUUUUAUCAUGUGUAUUUGUAUAGUCUGUAAUGUUUAAGUGUGAAGGGAGACAUCCAAACUGUGUGUUCAUGUAGUCAUAAUGCCAAAAACUGUUUAGGCCCAAAAAACGUUAGAUUAUUAGACAUUGACAUAAUUGGUUAAGUACUGGAAAGAAUAUAGUUUUCAGAUUCAGACUAUAUCCUUGCUAUACACUGUGCAAUUCUUUAAUAACCUGGUACAUAUUUUACGCAUAUAUAGGCGAUAUGUUGCAGGCAAGACCCAUAUCCCCCCAUCCCCCCUUGGUCAUAACUAACAAACUUUUAGAAAUAAUAUGGAAGUUAUUACACAUGGUCACUUUUAUGACAAUAUGCAUGUGUGUACAGCAAGUCACAAGCUCACAGAAGUUGCUUAAAUAUUGAUAAAAUGAAAAAAAUGAACGAGCGUUAGUUUCCUUGUCGUGUGGUGCUUUUUUUCCACCUUCUUUAUGCUCACUAUUUCAAUAAUGGAAAAAAUAAUGAUAAUAAUAAUUUGAAGUUUUUUUCCUUAUGCAAAUAGAUCAUCGAUCUUGGGCACUGGCAGUACAACAUCUACUACAUUUUGAUGCGUUGAAGAACCAGUAAUGUAGAAUUGUAAAAUUUGAAACUCAAAACUUUCCAGGGCUCAUUGGUAUAACAUGUGGACAAUCUAAUAAAUAUAAUUAAAGACAUGUAACAAACAAUUAAAAGACAUAAUUGCAUGGUGCAAGAUUGACACGAAAUCGAGAUGCAUAAUCACUCUAGACUGCACCAUAGUGUUUUAGAGAAGAAUGAUAGAAUGAAUGUCAAACAAAAUUAUAUACAAGAUGUUACUUAAAGAAAAUAAGGAAAAAACAGAAAACAUUUUUGAAGAAAAAAAAGGAAAUAAGAAUAUAUUUCAUGUUCUACUGAUGACACAGAGUUAUGUCCAUAUUUCAGAAUGAAAUUAGAAAUACUUUUCUCUUCUUUGCUAAAAGAAGGCCUGACGGCUAAACAAUUUCAUAUGUUUCAGGGCUUGAAUUUAACUUUUUUUUAAACUCACAAAUUUUUGCGAGUGCUUAAAUUUUCAACUCGCAAAACCAGACACUCACUCGCAUUUUUUUUCAGGCAAACCAUUGUGUUUGCUAGGAAAAUAUAUAUAUUGUAUGGAAAACAAUGGUUAAAGGUAUAGUGUAACUGUUUUAAUGAAUGAUCUUGUAAAUUUUCAUUAUUGAUUAAACGAUAUCAUUAUAAAUGUAACACUGACAAUACGUUCUGAGGAAGCCUGAUCAGGCCAGUAUUGGUCUGUUUAAUGUUCAACUUCCUCUUCCACAUUGAAACAGUUUUAACGGACGGAUUAUUUCAUUUUGGAUUCUUUUUUGGAACUGAUUGAUCAUUGCCAUCAGCCGUCGGCAAUUUUAAAAUGAACAUGCGUAUUUGUUUGCUUGUCAUCAUUUUAUAGACUGUAUCUCAAUACGAUUAUCACUAAAAAUAGCCGCCAAAAGUUUAAACGAAAGACCAGUCUACAAAAAUACAGAGUAACGAGUACCUGCCACAUUGUAACGAGAACCUGCCUGUGCGCAUAAUGUUAGUCUACAUCAUCAGUUUCUGUGUGAUUAUCGGAAAACGAAAGUAGGUAUUUUUAAAAUUAAUUUUAUAUCUGUUGUGCAGGAAUUGAUCACCGAUUAUUUUCAUAUCUAUUUCAAUGAUUGCAUAUUUUCUGCAAAUAUUGAACUCGCAAAUUUUUGCGAGUGUCUUUAAAUUCAACUCGCAUUUUCAAAUUUUGGCUCGCAUUUUGCGAGCGUGCGAGUGCUAAUUUCGAGCCCUGAUGUUUGCCAUCACCUUUUGAAUUGUGGAGGACCUGUUUCUGGUCAAAUUAGAUCAUUUAUUGGUCCAAGAGAAGAUCUUCCUUUUCACCCUGCGACUAGACAGGAGACGAUGUUGAUUGUCUUAUGGACAUGUCUCCAGAACAGUCUUUCCAAAUUGACCCUCUUGUCGUACGUUUGGAAUCUGUUUGUUUUCCUCUUUAUUGUACAGAUUGUUGUUGUAUUUGUCUCUCGAGAUUUUCGAGGGAUUGGAGGUGAUGAUGACCUUAAAGGGUGAAUGCCCCCCAUCUUUCAGUUUCCUCUUGUAUGUGUUGGUCUGUUCGGGUUGUUCUGAGUUCACCAUUUCCCUAAUGCUACCAAAAUUCAAUAACUGGGCGUUUGUGUAAAUGAGGCCAAAACCAAGGAUUUGGCGUGUUUGCUUGCCUUUGAACAUAGUGUAAGGGUAGCUUUUUGGGCCUCUGUAUUAAGAUUCCAUGAUGUGGUCCCCUUCAUCUAACUCUUCAGUAAGCUCACCUGUACUACAGAUAAACAGAAAACGGUAUACUUAAAGAAAACAAAUCAUUGUCUUUGAUCUUAAUUUUUUGUUUUUUAUAUUUACAAAAACGAUUUAAUUUCUUUAACAUGAGUCAUGAAUGUAAGCUGAUGGCAUGAUCAAUAAACAUGGCACUGAACAGCCCCUGUUUUUGAAAAGCCAUAUUACUUGUUAUGCGUGUGUUAUGUGUGUGUUACUGAUUACUUGUUGGCAGUAUUCGGACAAACAUCAACUAAAUAGUAGUUGCUUUAUUACCCUUUGGACCCCUUCCUUCUUUACAACAGGUCUGCUUGUCUCUGGAACUUCAGGCUCCAUGAUGGCAGUUUUAAUAUGCCUCCCAAACAACUAAGGCACUGACCUGUCGAGAAGGGCAGGUUCAUAUGUAAGCCUAAAUCUCGAGUUAGUCCUCGUUGUUAGCGUAAAACAAUCCCAAUCUAAAUGUUGAGGGCAAACCAACUGUGCAGAAGCUGUUGAGUUUUUGGAAGAGCCUUUCCAUGCACCGCCCUUAGAACAUUUACCGCCAGUGAAUUGGAUGCUCUUAACCCACUUUCUACUUAAAUCAUCGCCUUUAGGAAAGCAAUGGAGGCUUACAUUAUUCCCUCAUUUGUUACUGCAUCCUCUGACACAGCAACGAGAGCCACUCAUAACAAAAACUUUGUAUUCUUCACUAAAUCUAACGAUCCCCUGCUUUGUGAAGUAAACUGAUGGAGGACAUUGAGUGAUGUCAUAUUACGGAAUUGACCGAAGGUUGGCGAGGCUAAUCAAUACGCCUGUCAAGGCAAAAGGUGUGAUAAGCGCUUGUGAUUAAUCGAGUUUAACAUCGUAAUGUAAGAGUUUUGACAAAUUUUUCUUCGAGUUUCAUAUUUAAGCAUUGUUUUAUUAAUAUCAAUUUAUCAAUCAAUUUAACCUUUAAGACAUAGAAAGGAAUUGUUAUAAGAGAUCUGAGGCCACUGCUAGAAAUACGAUAUCAAAGAAAUUGAAAUUCAUGGCUCACGUUUUCAAGGUGUAACAAUGAGUAACACUCUUUCCAAAAUGACUCUCUUGUUGGACACAACCCUAUACUGUUUGUUUUCCUCUUUGUUGUACAGAUUGUUCUUGUAUUUGUCUCUAUAUAUAUAAGCUUAUGACUGACACAGACAGGAUGACGGACAGUUAAAGCCUAUUACUGACACAGACUGGAUGACAGACAGUGAAAGCCUAUUACUGACACAGACUGGAUGACAGACAGUGAAAGCCUAUGACUGACACAGACAGGAUGACGGACAGUUGAAGCCUAUUACUGACACAGACUGGAUGACAGACAGUGAAAGCCUAUUACUGACACAGACUGGAUGACAGACAGUGAAAGCCUAUGACUGACACAGACUGGAUGACGGACAGUUAAAGCCUAUGACUGACACAGACUAAAUGUCUCCCUGCUGAUAAGCCUGAUGCUAAAAUGAGGUAUUUUGUACAAUGUAUUGUAUUUGUGUUGUUUUGAAAAAAAAAAAGCUUUGUAUGUUUAAUUGAUAUGAUUAUAAUGGUAAUAAUUGAAUGUUAUUCCAAUUGCAUACAUUUUUUUACAUGUUAGAAAAUUUAUGUUAUCUGUCAAGACAAAAAUAUAACCCUUACCCUUAUUGUAUUUUUGUUCAUUUUAUUUUGAUGUUUAUUAUAAUUAAAAAAAAAAAUCUCUUCAUCGAAAGUUGUUUUGAUCACAUAUCUUUAAAAUUUUGUGAAGUCUAAUAUAAUUUGAAUUGAUAUUAUGAUAAGAUUGUGAUAUUAAAUUAAAAAUGUUUUUUUUAUGCCCCCGAAGGUGGGCAUAUUAAAAUCGCACCGUCCGUCCGGCUCUGUAACUUUCCCUUGUAUGGACAGAUUUUAAAAUAACUUGCCACAUGUGUUCCACAUACCAAGACGACGUGUGGCGUGCAAGACUCGUGUCCCUACCUCAAAGGUCAAGGUCACACUUAGUGUUUAUUCACAAUGGAGUGCUGCAUAUAAGGACAUAGAGUAUAGGUUGUCGUGUCCGGGCUGUAACUUUCUCUUGUAUGGACAGAUUUUAAAAUAACUUGCCACAUGUGUACCACAUACCAAGACGACGUGUCGCCUGCAAGACCCGUGUCCCUACCUCAAAGGUCAAGGUCACACUUAGUGUUUAUUCACAAUAGAGUGCUGCAUAUAAGGACAUAGAGUAUAGGUUGUCGUGUCCGGGCUGUAACUUUCUCUUGAAUGGUACGAUUUUAAAAUAACUUGCCACAUGUGUUCCACAUACCAAGACGAUGUGUCGCCUGCAAGACCCGUGUCCCUACCUCAAAGGUCAAGGUCACACUUAGUGUUUAUUCACAAUGGAGUGCUGCAUAUAAGGAGAUAGAGUAUAGGUUGUCGUGUCCGGGCUGUUACUUUCUCUUUUAUGGACAGAUUUUAAAAUAACUUGCCACAUGUGUUCCACAUACCAAGACGACGUGUCGCGUGCAAGACCCGUGUCCCUACCUCAAAGGUCAAGGUCACACUUAGUGUUUAUUUACAAUGGAGUGCUGCAUAUAAGGACAUAGAGUAUAGGUUGUCCUGUCUGGGCUGUAACUUUCCCUUGUAUGGACAGAUUUUAAAAUAACUUGCCACAUGUGUUCCAUAUACCAAGAUGACGUGUCGCGUGCAAAACCCGUGUCCCUACCUCAAAGGUCAAGGUCACACUUAGUGUUUAUUCACAAUGGAGUGCUGCAUAUAAGGACAUAGAGUAUAGGUUGUCGUGUCCGGGCUGUAACUUUCCCUUGUAUGGACAGAUUUUAAAAUAACUUGCCACAUGUGUUCCACAUACCAAGACGACGUGUCCCGUGCAAGACCCGUGUCCCUACCUCAAAGGUCAAGGUCACACUUAGUGUUUUUUCACAAUGGAGUGCUGCAUACAAGGACAUAGGGUAUAGGUUGUCGUGUCCGGGCUGUAACUUUCCCUUGUAAGGACAGAUUUUAAAAUAACUUGCUACAUGUGUUCCACAUACGAAGACGACGUGUCCUGUGCAAGACCCAUGUCCCUACCUCUAAGGUGAAAGAUACACUAAGUGUUUAUUCACAAGGGAAUUCUGAAUAUAAGGACAUAACAGUGUAGGUUGUCAAGUAUGGGUGGUAUUUUUUUAUGUUCAGAGGAAAUUUAAAAUAACUUGCCAUAUGUAUUUGACACAUAAAGGCAAGAUCAACUUUUCAUGUACUGACCUUGUUCGUAGGUCAAUGUCACAUUCGGGGGCAUUCGUCACAUACUGUGACAGCUCUUGUUUAUUUCUGAAAUGUACUUUCUAGUUCUACACACAUUUUCUUAAUUGUAAAGAAACUGACCAAUUUGUACAUUUCCCUUUUUGUACAACUUUAAAAUGCUGUAAUUGUGAUACAGGUUGCAUUUAGUUUUUUUAUACAUAAAGUCAUGUUUAUUUUAUUUAUUCUCUCAUUAUAUGUUGUGUAUGUAUUUGAAACCGGUAAAUUUUCAUAAAUUACUUUCAACACCCUUUCUUUAACGACCAUUUAUGAUUUAUGUCUAGUCAUUAUUAUCACAAUUAACACAUAUAGAAUAUUUUUGUAUCAAUGUUACAUUUCUGAAGUACUAAAUAAUCACUGUGUUGAUUCAUGCAUUUUGAAAAAUUAACAACGUUUAAAUUUAAUUACACUAUAUUUUGUAAUAAACUGA
Mya arenaria is the source of this 9995-nucleotide messenger RNA. RefSeq names its product SH3 domain-containing protein 19-like. Gene Ontology annotation, molecular function: protein binding. NCBI's taxonomy places the organism in Eukaryota, Metazoa, Mollusca, Bivalvia, Myida, Myidae. The record is from RefSeq and is a predicted model, not a curated record. The coding region runs from base 490 to 2550 and encodes 686 amino acids. The transcript is spliced from 10 exons. Gene Ontology annotation, biological process: protein transport to vacuole involved in ubiquitin-dependent protein catabolic process via the multivesicular body sorting pathway. Gene Ontology annotation, cellular component: ESCRT-0 complex.